CGCGGACGCUUCUCUGCGGCGAGAGCAUCUUCCAUCAUGGCGGCGAGCUGCAGGUUUGUGAUGCUGGCGGCGCUGAUAAUGCUGCUGUUCCUGCAGCCCGGAGCCCCGCAGAAGAAGAAAGAGAACAUGCUGGUGGAGAAGGUAGAGCAAAUGAUGGAGUGGAGUUCCCGCCGCUCCGUGAUCCGGAUGAACGGAGAUAAAUUCCGGCGUUUUGUGAAAGCACCGCCCCGGAAUUACUCUGUCAUCGUCAUGUUCACCGCGCUACAGCCGCAGAGACAGUGCUCUGUCUGCAGGCAGGCGAAUGAGGAGUAUCAGGUUCUGGCUAAUUCUUGGCGCUACUCAUCUGCUUUCUCCAACAAACUCUUCUUUACUGUCGUCGACUACGAUGAGGGGGCCGAUGUCUUUCAGCAGUUGAAUAUGAACUCCGCCCCCACCUUCAUGCAUUUCCCUGCUAAAGGGAAGCCUAAGAGGGCCGACACGUUCGACCUGCAGCGGAUCGGCUUCGCCUCGGAACAGCUGGCCAAGUGGAUCGCUGACCGAACUGAUGUCCAGAUCCGGGUGUUCCGGCCCCCCAACUACUCCGGGACCAUCGCCCUGGCCCUGCUGGUGUCCCUGGUAGGAGGUCUUCUCUACUUGCGCAGAAACAACCUGGAGUUCAUCUACAACAAAACAGGCUGGGCCAUGGCUGCUCUGUGCGUGGUGUUUGCGAUGACCUCGGGUCAGAUGUGGAACCACAUUCGUGGUCCCCCCUACGCUCACAAAAACCCUCAAAACGGACAAGUGAGUUAUAUCCACGGCAGCAGUCAGGCUCAGUUCGUGGCAGAAUCCCACAUCAUCCUCCUGCUCAAUGCUGCCAUCACCAUGGGGAUGGUGCUGCUGAACGAGGCUGCCACCUCCAAAGGAGACGUGGGAAAGAGAAGAAUUAUCUGUCUGGUGGGCCUGGGCCUGGUGGUCUUCUUCUUUAGCUUCCUUUUGUCCAUCUUCAGGUCCAAGUAUCACGGCUACCCCUACAGCUUCCUCAUCAAAUAGAAGAAUCCAAACCAAGAUGAUCAUGGGAGAUUCAUUUUGGGAGUUUAAAUUUAACUUAAGUAAAACAAACAGAUGCGCCCAAACACACACACACACGUUCAUUAAAGCCUGUAUCUGACUGAUAAGAAAUAAACACCACUAAACACA
Messenger RNA from Astyanax mexicanus (Mexican tetra), 1176 nucleotides. RefSeq names its product tumor suppressor candidate 3 (gene tusc3). Lineage: Eukaryota; Metazoa; Chordata; Actinopteri; Characiformes; Acestrorhamphidae. The transcript has 10 exons. Bases 37 to 1029 code for a protein of 330 amino acids. The record is from RefSeq and is a predicted model, not a curated record. Gene Ontology annotation, cellular component: oligosaccharyltransferase complex.